AUGAACGCUGACGCCAUCCGGUUUGAGGCUGUUAUAGCGCAGCUAUCCGAUCAAGGACAUCGCGAGUUUGUUCGCGACCUGCGCCGCAAGAUUGUUAAGCUCGAGGCCGACAAGAUGAAUCUACAGGCAGUAUACACGCAGGCACUCCAGGACUUGGAGGAUGAACGCCGGGAGCAUCGGCGAGCGCCCGCGGCGCCUAUUGAUGACGCGCGCCGCAAUGAUGACGCUGGCGGCGACCUGCCCACGACUAGCGGCGUUCUCAACAUCGAAACUUUCUCACUACCGACGCCUGCUUCGCAACCGAGUCCUUCGUCUGGCAGCACCCUCUCCCACGACUUCGACCCUGACUUCGAUUCCACUGUCGAACGUCUUGGUAGUGUCGACUUGUCGCACGGUGAAGGGCAAGACAAUCGCCAGCCUGAUGUCACCAGAACCGACAAGGGUAAACGGCCCGAAGUGCCACUUGACAUGAGCCGUUCGCUGCCUCGUCCGGCGAGACGGGUCUCGUUCAAUGCCACACCGGGUCCUAGCAGUGUCAGACGAUGUGAUAAGCGCCCAUUGGCGGACAUCGUCGGCUGGGAAGACACGAUGGUCCAUCGUUCGCUGGCCAAGCGCCCAAGAUCGAUGUUCUCCGAUGCAGCACGCGAGCGGAGCACCGACGAGCCAGAUGUGAGAGUCCUCGACGGUCCAAAGCCGAAGCUCAACAUCCGGCGGUUCGUAGCGGCGAACACGCGGUCCAUCUGGGACAAAGUCUGUGAUAUCACCCUGCCGCAGCUUCAGUAUGAUGGCACGGUAUAUGAGACCGGGGACAUAGUCGUCUUGAAGAGUGAUGGCGCAGCUCCCUCGGGGUCUGCUCUGGAUGGAGGCAUCGGUGUCCUCUGCAACUGGAGCACCGCGAACCCAUUUCCUGAUAGCGGCGAUUUUGUGAAGUUCGCACGCCCUCGACAUGACGACGGUGUUGUAUCCUGGAUCCUCAUCAUGUGGCUCAUGGACCCGACCGACAUACAUUAUGUUGUCAACGAAGCACCGGACGCAUCGAAAUCGGAUAUCGCGGAUGAGAGUCGUGACCUCUGGCAGUUCGACAACAGCCUGAAGAGUCUAGCAGAGCAGGUAGUGAAUCUUCCCCGGAACCGUCUGUUCCUCUCCACCGACAUGGAUUGGGUACCAGCAAUCGCGUUAGGAGGUCACCUUUCUCCAUACGAUGUUGGGCUGGCUUCACAAGGUUCUAAUCGGCGCCUCAUCAUCGACUGGCAAGGACCUGUCAUUACUGCCAAGGAGAAAUGGCUAUGUAUCCCCGGGGAUAACGAACAGAAUAGACUGUGGUACAUCUUCAGCGUGAACAAGGGCUCUUACCUCAAGAAGGACGAUGUGCCGGACGGAUGGGUAUACGAGUAA
Messenger RNA from Peniophora sp. CBMAI 1063, 1395 nucleotides. NCBI's taxonomy places the organism in Eukaryota, Fungi, Basidiomycota, Agaricomycetes, Russulales, Peniophoraceae. The record is from the annotation of a GenBank genome assembly.